This is a messenger RNA of Caenorhabditis elegans, 1175 nucleotides long. RefSeq names its product Acyltransferase (gene dgtr-1). Gene Ontology annotation, molecular function: acyltransferase activity, transferring groups other than amino-acyl groups. The coding region runs from base 3 to 1082 and encodes 359 amino acids. The transcript is spliced from 5 exons. NCBI's taxonomy places the organism in Eukaryota, Metazoa, Nematoda, Chromadorea, Rhabditida, Rhabditidae. Gene Ontology annotation, cellular component: endoplasmic reticulum membrane. The record is from RefSeq and is marked reviewed.
AAAUGAGACUCCGGCUGAGCUCGAUAUCUGGAAAGGCGAAGCUUCCCGAUAAAGAAAUAUGCUCAUCAGUUUCGAGAAUAUUGGCACCAUUGCUUGUUCCAUGGAAGCGACGACUCGAGACUCUUGCCGUGAUGGGUUUCAUUUUCAUGUGGGUAAUCCUACCAAUCAUGGACCUCUGGGUUCCAUUCCACGUCUUGUUCAAUACUCGAUGGUGGUUCCUUGUUCCACUCUACGCUGUCUGGUUCUACUAUGAUUUUGAUACACCGAAAAAAGCUUCAAGAAGAUGGAAUUGGGCCAGAAGACACGUAGCCUGGAAGUACUUUGCCAGCUACUUCCCAUUGAGAUUGAUCAAGACUGCUGACCUUCCGGCGGAUCGUAAUUACAUCAUUGGCUCUCAUCCUCAUGGAAUGUUCUCGGUUGGUGGUUUUACUGCAAUGAGCACCAACGCGACCGGAUUUGAAGACAAGUUCCCGGGAAUAAAAUCUCACAUCAUGACGCUAAAUGGGCAAUUUUAUUUCCCAUUUCGUCGAGAAUUCGGAAUAAUGCUCGGUGGAAUCGAAGUUUCGAAAGAAUCACUUGAAUACACUCUAACUAAAUGUGGAAAAGGACGAGCAUGCGCAAUUGUCAUUGGCGGAGCCUCGGAGGCUCUUGAAGCUCAUCCCAAUAAAAAUACAUUGACGUUGAUCAAUCGACGUGGUUUCUGCAAAUAUGCUCUGAAGUUUGGAGCAGACCUCGUACCAAUGUACAAUUUCGGAGAGAAUGAUUUAUACGAGCAGUAUGAAAACCCGAAGGGAUCUAGAUUGCGAGAAGUUCAGGAGAAAAUCAAGGACAUGUUCGGAUUGUGUCCCCCAUUGCUCCGCGGUCGAUCGUUGUUCAACCAAUACCUUAUCGGAUUGCUGCCGUUCCGAAAACCAGUUACAACAGUCAUGGGAAGGCCAAUUCGAGUCACCCAAACCGACGAGCCAACCGUUGAGCAGAUUGAUGAGCUGCAUGCAAAAUAUUGUGAUGCUCUCUACAAUCUGUUCGAGGAGUACAAGCAUCUUCACUCCAUUCCUCCCGACACUCAUCUCAUCUUCCAGUGACUUUUUCACAAAUUUUGUAUAUUUUGCACACAGAUUGUUUUAUCGCCAAGUUAAUGUAUAGUAAUCUUCUUGUAAAUAAAUCAGAUAAACAUU